Molecule: messenger RNA, 1780 nt
Organism: Schistosoma bovis
Lineage: Eukaryota; Metazoa; Platyhelminthes; Trematoda; Strigeidida; Schistosomatidae
Source: the annotation of a GenBank genome assembly
AUGCUUUAUGCUCGAAGCCUAUGUACAAGUUUAGCCUGCGUUCUGAAAAAUAUGAAUAAACGCGAAAGAAAGAAUGCUAAAAAGGCUGCAGCUAAAGCUAUAUUGACUAAGAAACGACAAGAGAAGAAACGAUUAGCGACUGACUUUGUGCAUUACGAAAAUUCUAGCAUCAGUGACUACUACAUUGAUGGGAUAUUUAGAAAGGUUUUCCCCUACCAUUUCGUCUUCAAAGCUUAUGCAAAGGACAGGUGGAUUAAUCGUAAGCUCCGUGAUGUCCUGCAGUCUGAAUUUAAUAAUAAUUCUGAUGAAGUAAUCGCACAGAAAUGUGAAUCAGGUGAAAUCCUGGUAAAUAAUGCAAAAGUCGACCCUGACUAUGUUAUAAAUGACAGUGAUCUCCUUUCUCAAAAGGUUCAUCGCCAUGAGUGUCCUGUACUAAAUCUUCCCAUCGAGUUUGUACACGAUUCAGACGAUAUUCUAGUGGUCAAUAAACCUCCCUCCAUACCUAUUCAUCCUUGUGGCCAGUACACACUUAACAGCAUCACACACAUUUUGGCCAAGGAUUAUGGUCUUCGUCCUCUACGAUUUACCCACCGCCUUGAUAGAAUGACUUCUGGAUUACUUUUAAUCGCCAAGAACUACGACACAUCUGUACGUCUGCAAUCACAAAUUAGUAGUAAGGAGGUUGCAAAAUAUUAUAUAUGUCAUGUCGAAGGCUGUUUCCCAACCGAACCAAUCAAUCAAUGUACUGGCUUUGAGAUAAACAAUGGAGUAGUGGUUUGUAGCCAACCUGUCGGGCCUAUCAGUCGUAGAAUGGGUGUACAUGGCGUUGUACCAGAAUCAGCUGGUGGGAAGUUCGCUCGGACACAUUUCUUACGCUUAAACUACAAUCCUGUCACGAAUACAAGUCUGGUAAUAUGUCGUCUAUUCACUGGGCGUACACAUCAAAUCCGAGUACAUGUGCAGUACUUAGGUUAUCCGAUUGUUGAUGAUCCCCUAUACAAUUCAGCUGAUUGGGGUGAAUUAAAAGGGAAAGGUGCUAAUUAUGGAAUGACUCUGGAAGAAGUUGUCCAAAGAUUGAGUGAUUCUCGUAACAGGGAAAAGUACAGAAUCCAAGAGAUUAUUCCGAUCCCUAAUUCCAUCGACAUAGGGUUAAAAUUGCAUUAUUUAAACAGUCGCAGAUAAAAAUAAGAAUAUCAUAUGGAUGUGUUUAUAUGAUCAAGAUUAUCUCAACAACUUGAAUCUAGAAAGAAAAUUUUUUCAUCAGUCCUACAUAUCCUGUCGAGUUAAUUGAUGCAACAGGCUUUUGUUUAUAGUAGUACACCAUGAUGCAAUGGAAAAUUAUUAUUUGUUUUUUCUCUCUAUGAACUCUUCAUGUACACAUGCAACUUUGUCAAACCUACUUAUACGUGAUCAAUCAUUUGGCAUCAAUAAGCCAUACAUAAACAUUGUAAUUCGAAGCUGAAUAUAUAAACAUGUGCUUUGUAAAUUGAUCAUACUAUUUGUUUGCUUAUUUGUCUUAGUCUAAAACUAAAUGGCUCAGUAAAAAUCACUAGUUUGUUGUAAUGUAGCUCAUUCACCAAGUACAAAUUUGUGUACUCGGCUUUUAGUCAAACCUUAUGUGUAAGUGGUACCCAUACUCAAAAAAGCGGAGAGGGACUUGGCCCACUGUAACCUAAUGGUUGAAAUCCUAACUCCUUAAUCACUAAGCCAAUGGCCCACCAGAGUACGCAACUAACUACUUAUAUUUGAGAUUGUCAAUUAUCACUACUUUGUCAUUUAU